Molecule: messenger RNA, 2741 nt
Organism: Vitis riparia (riverbank grape)
Lineage: Eukaryota; Viridiplantae; Streptophyta; Magnoliopsida; Vitales; Vitaceae
Product: rust resistance kinase Lr10-like
Exons: 5
Coding region: 666-2660 (664 amino acids)
Biological process (GO): protein phosphorylation
Molecular function (GO): ATP binding; polysaccharide binding; protein kinase activity
Source: RefSeq, a predicted model, not a curated record
CCCGGGAUAACCACAGUGGUCUGGCUGGUCUUUGAGCCUGAAUGGGAAACGUAUCAGUGGACCCUGUUCACUGCAAUUACUCAAUACCAUGCACUCACCUUGGCUCACUGCAUUCUCUGCUAGUAUUGUCACAGGCAAGAGUGAAAAUAAAGAGAGAAUUAUUAUUGAGGAACUACACAUCUCCGGAGUUUGCUAGGAAGCAACUUGUUAUGGCCGGCUGAUCAAUGGUGCCUGCUGGUCAAUGGCUCGCUGGUUAGUGCCCACAUUUACCUUGAUCAUAAUAUAAUAUAUCAGGACUGCAGUACUCAAACCAGGCAGUCCAUAGAGUAGAAUAUUUCUUUCAGUCCUGUUGAGCUAGACCGAUUACAAAGGCAUCCAUAGAGAAUUUUUUAAUCCUUGUGGGUGGUUGAUGAAAGAAAGUCGAUUCUGAUCAACACUGGAUCUGUGUCAGAAGUGGCCAGAAAGUGGAAACUUCAAGCGGGUUUCUCACUUUUUUUUGUUUCCUUUUUUCCCCUUUUUAGCAUUGUGUGUGUAUGAACCAUUAGGUGGCAUCUGAUUGAGGCACCAGCUGGCUACUUUGCCUUUUGGAAAUUGUUUAUCUUUCUCAGGAACUUACCUUAUCAAAAGGAAGCAAUUGCAGCUCUCUCUGGCUCUCAAAACGGAAGAUGUUGAAGGAGGAAAGACUCGUGGGAGUAGGGCUCAUAACGCUCCUCCAUGUUGGCUUCCUUUCGAUCUGUAUUGCCAGUGAAAACCAGCCCUGUAGGCCUUCUUCUUGUGGGGAUAUUGCAAAAAUCAGUGACCCUUUUCGAUUAAAAGGCGAUCCUUCUGGUUGUGGUGACCGUCAGUAUGAACUGGCCUGCGAAAACAAUCGUACUAUAAUAAACCUGAACCACAAGAAAUACUAUGUUGCGCAGAUCAAUUACAAUAACUAUACCAUUCGGGUGGUGAAUCCUGGCAUAAAGAAGGGCAACUGUUUCUCCACUCCUCUGUAUUCCCUGACAAGUCAACAAUUGGGAUAUGGUGAUCCAUAUUAUUGGCGACAUAAAUGGGAAAUCAAUACAACAGUUUUGUUGAACUGCACAAUCCCGGUCAAUGAUCAUAACCUCAUUCCUAUUAUUCAUUGCAACACAAGUGGCAAUUCCUCUUCCUCUCAUACAUAUUCUUAUGCACAAGUUGGAAACCCCAAGCUGAGAGAUGUUCCAUAUUCAUGCGCCAUUGGUACAACUCUUUUUUAUCGAUCAGCUGCAGUUUCACAGCCCAGAAAUCGUUCAAUGUCAGACUUGCAAGACGAGCUGCUCAUGGGAGUUGAGCUUUCAUUUUUGCAUUACCGCUGCAGCAGAGAAUGCAAUGUGCAGGGGCGAUACUGCCAUCUGAAUUACAUUCACAGUACUCUACAAUGCAUAAUUGUGCCCACAGUAUGUGACUACCCAAUCGGUUGCAUCAAGCCAAUCUGGCUGAGGCAUUUGUUGUACCUGCUUGCUCUAAUUUGUACAACCAUUUUAUCAAAUCAAUUUCAAAUCUUUGCUAUCGUCAUUGGAGGAAGAACUGUGCUCGGGAUAUUGUGCCUGUCUGCCUAUGUAAUCUAUAGGUUUCGACGGAGACACUUAUCCUUGGAUGAUAGUAUUGAAGAUUUCUUACAAAAUCAGAGAAAUCUCCAGCCAAUCAGGUACUCAUACUCAGAGAUAAAGAAGAUUACUAAUGGUUUUAAGGACAAAUUAGGGCAGGGAGGCUUUGGUUCAGUAUAUAAAGGAAAACUCCGAAGUGGUUGUAUUGUAGCAGUGAAGAUGUUGGUCAUGUCAAAAACUAAUGGCCAGGAUUUCAUUAAUGAAGUUGCUACAAUUGGAAGGAUUCAUCAUGUUAAUGUAGUGCGGCUCAUUGGAUUUUGUGUAGAGGGAUCCAAAUGGGCUCUUAUAUAUGAUUUCAUGCCUAAUGGAUCUCUUGAUAAGUAUAUUUUCCCUGAAAGAAAAAAUUCUGUUCCUUUGAGUUGGGAGAUAUUGAACAAGAUUGCCCUUGGAGUGGGGCGGGGAAUUGAAUAUUUACAUCAAGGUUGUGACAUGCAGAUACUACAUUUUGAUAUCAAGCCACACAACAUUCUUCUUGAUAAAACCUUCGCACCAAAAGUUUCAGAUUUUGGCCUGGCAAAACUGUAUUCAGCAAAUCAAAGUAUCGUCUCCCUCACUGCAGCACGAGGAACAUUGGGAUAUAUUGCUCCAGAAUUAUUCUACAAAAACAUUGGUGGUGUCUCAUACAAGGCUGACAUUUAUAGUUUUGGAAUGUUGUUGAUGGAAAUGGUGGGAAAAAAGAGGUAUGUGAAUGCACAUAAAGACGACUCAAGCGAAAUGUACUUCCCAUCAUGGAUUUAUGACCGAAUCAACAAAGGAGAGGACAUGGAAAUGGGAGAUGCAACUGAGGAUGAAAAGAAAUGUGUAAGGAAGAUGGUGAUUGUUGCACUAUGGUGUAUACAGAUGAAGCCUACAGACCGCCCUUCAAUGAGCAAAGCACUGGAGAUGUUGGAAGGUGACAUCGAACUCUUGAAAAUGCCUCCUAAGCCUACUCUAUAUUCCCAGAACAAGUCAAUUGAGGAUCAUGGUAACAACCCAAAUGGGAUUCCAGCUUCCUCAUGUAAUGCCAUGAUCACAAUUUCCUUGGAUGGAAGGUAGUGUUACACUGUAUCUACAUGCCUACUCUUUCCUAUAAUACCAUAUAUUUUAUUGACUUCAGUGUAAGUGUUGUUGCUCUUC